ACGAAGGAUACGCCUCAGCAUCCUCCGAAUUCCCGUGAAAGAAGGUCGCAUUCGAGUGCUGCAUUCGAAGUGUCCUACUCGCUUUUCUGAAACGAGACAGCCUCGAUGACGUAUGCGGCCGGCAAAUGCGACCUUCGGAGGUCGCAUCCUUCCAAACCAGACACAGCCUUAGACGAACGCGUUCCAAAGCGGAUUAUCGACGGUGAACACUCAUUGAAAGAAAUGGCAGGAUUGGGGAUUUACAAACUUGAUGAUGGAGAAAGUUACCCUUCACAUUGUUUCCCAAUAAGAUCAUUCUUUCUUCCAAGAAACGAAGGGGCAGGGUACUGGCUUGUAGCACACAGAAAAACACUGGAGGAGAGGAUAUCAAAAAGGAAAAAAGCUUCAGGGUCGAGUUUUGAAGUGCACUCUAAGAAACAUGAACAGGGAAGGCCUGCAAGUGCUAGCAAUACUUUAGAUGCACAACUUCUGAUUAAGCUUCAUUGUGUAGAAAAGCCCUCUGACCUCUGUUCUGUUCACAUCAGUGACCAGGGUUUGCAAACGGUCAAACAUGAGGGUUUGGAAAACUUUGAUAAUAUUGCUUACAUAAAUGCCUCUGAUAACAGUUUAACUUUAGAAAAUUUUAGCAGGUUUCCUGCAUUGAGGGAAUUGGAACUGUCACUGAAUGGUCUUCAAACUUUGGAGGUUCAUGCUGAAGAUUUCCAAAAACUGGAGGUGUUGGACUUGUCCUUCAAUAAAAUAACAGGUGAAAGUAUAUUGAAUCUAGGCCUGUUACCACGUCUGAAGGAUCUUCAUCUAACUGGAAACCAACUGCAGAUGCUUCCACUCAAUAUGGCUGGCCCUUGUACCUGUCCUGAAGAAACCACACACCAGUGUGUCUUACUAUUUAAAACUCUGGAGGUUUUGAUGCUUGAUGACAACAAAUUAUCUUCCCCUGGAGUGUUUUUGAGCCUUGCUAAUUUAAAAAGGCUUCACCAUCUAAACCUACAAGGAAAUUACAUCUCAGGGGUCCCAUUCUUAGAACAGAUGGCAACACUACAAGAUGCUCAGACAAGCAUGAUAGCACACAGCAUCAAACAGAGGUCUGAGAGCAUCGCUUCCCCUGUUCAGGAGGUCACAUUGAAUGGCAAGAGGAUAAAGUACCCUGAAAUUCUGAUGAGCCAGCAAAAGUCUAGCGAAAGAACAUACGAUGAGAACAAAGUAUGUCUUACGACACAUUCAGAUCCCUCAAAAUACUUUGAUCAGACAAAGGAGGAUGGAUGCUCUGAAGAUUUCUGCCUACCUUUCCCAGAACUUCGUCAUCUGAAUUUGGCCAACAAUGAGAUAGCUGAGGAAGAAGCAUUGUUGCCUGUGGCAUUGUUUCCAAAGCUCAGUGAGCUUGUUAUUCACUCAAACCCCUUGACAACACAGAGAAGUGGUGAUCCCCCCAUAUUGACCUGUUUUCUCCAAGACAAACUGGGUAUUAAGAUAAAACGCAAAAAGACAACUGAUCUUGUUAAGCCACAUAUUACACUCCCUUUCCAUCGUGAACGAAAGGUGAAAACUAAAAUUCCAGAAGUACCAAAUGUUCCUUUGAUCAUGGCGAAUCGACAAACUUCUGAACAGCUCUGCAUAGAGAAACAUACUCGAGAAGAUAGUCCUCGACCCCCAGAGUAUGGAUCAACUCAUGUAUUUGGCUUCUCGUCUCAAACAAGCAUUGAAGAAGAGGAUGACAUUGCCAUAGGCGAUGAGCACUUAGAAAUGGCGAGUGCAGACCUAUCCUGUGAGGCUAAUCAAAAUGCAGAGUCGUUCUUUGUGACAGAGGUUCAUGGUCUACAUGAAUCUGAGUGUCAGGAAGAACAACAUGAUGAAACCAGCCUGAUGAUGAAAAAAAACUGUAAAGUAUGUCCAAAGAAACUCACUGGCUAUGAAAUCUUACUUGAUGAAACACCUGAGCUAGAAAUGUUUUCUGGAAUUCAGCAUGCCGUUAGUGUUUUGGAGCACACACUCAAGAAUCUGCUUGUGUACAGAGAUUCAAAAGCGAAUCUUGACCGUCCUCAGAAACCGUACACUGAAAGAAAGAAAAAGAUUAGAAAUUUGCCACCUCUGGGACCAAAGAAGACAAAAGGAGAAAAAGUUGAGGAAAUCCUCACCCAAAUAAAGGAGACCAAAACAAUCAGCAAAGCUCCCUUAGAUUAUGUCCUCAACAAAAGGAAUGAUGCUUGUAAGAGAGAAUAUGAGGAAGCACUGACUUUGCUGAAGGACAUGAAGAGGAGAUACAGGAUGACCCAUCUUAAAACAGUGGAACAAGCAGCACAGCUUGAGACUGAGAAGACCUGGAAUAAUCUGAACUAGCAGGUGCUUUACAUUCUGCUUCUUUUUUCAUGAAUCAGUUUGUUACAGUUUACAUUUCUUGGAUUUUGCAACAAAACACUGUUUAAAAAGACCAGUAUAUGUUAUCAAGAUGGCAAAAGAGAAACUGUGAUUUUUUUUGUUUUGUUUUGAUUGCAAAUAAAUAGUAUUUGUCUUAUU
This is a messenger RNA of Myxocyprinus asiaticus (Chinese sucker), 2511 nucleotides long. It is a transcript of the gene xrra1, whose product is annotated as X-ray radiation resistance associated 1. Gene Ontology annotation, molecular function: protein binding. Bases 106 to 2334 code for a protein of 742 amino acids. Gene Ontology annotation, cellular component: nucleus. The record is from RefSeq and is a predicted model, not a curated record. The transcript is spliced from 18 exons. NCBI's taxonomy places the organism in Eukaryota, Metazoa, Chordata, Actinopteri, Cypriniformes, Catostomidae.